Westerdykella ornata is the source of this 2509-nucleotide messenger RNA. RefSeq names its product Mpp10 protein. The record is from RefSeq and is a predicted model, not a curated record. Gene Ontology annotation, cellular component: nucleus; small-subunit processome; sno(s)RNA-containing ribonucleoprotein complex. The coding region runs from base 144 to 2315 and encodes 723 amino acids. The transcript has a single exon. Gene Ontology annotation, biological process: rRNA processing. NCBI's taxonomy places the organism in Eukaryota, Fungi, Ascomycota, Dothideomycetes, Pleosporales, Sporormiaceae.
CGGCCAACUUCCAAAAUCUUGGCGCUCGGCUCUCCAUAACAUUUUUUUCGUCAAGAUGCUGACCGCGAAGGAAUGAACUUCGGAGGAUCCACCUGCAUCAACUGCGAUACGGCUAGGGCGGACUAGAAAAGGAACUGGGGAAUAUGGCCCCCGCCACACUUUCACCAGACGUAUCAAUAUCCUCGCACACGCUUUCCGCUGCGUCCGUCCCGACCCAAAUGGAUCUACCGACGCCUACAAACUCACUCGCAAGCCUUCUCAGCUCACCAUUCUCUUUCCUACAACCGAGGAAGCAGGCGCAGACAUCGAUACUUUCCGCUUCGAAAGAUUUCCUCGACCAUGUCGCCACUACGGUUAGCGAAACGCAGUCGCAGCGUCAACAUGAAUUGCGGCGAAAGCGGAAGCGCGCCAGGUACGACGACGCCGAUGUGGGUGUUCUUAACCUAAAGAAGUUGCAUGUGGAUGGGUUUGCGAUCAGUCAAGUCUUCGAGCAGGGACGCAAGAUCUUGGACAGCGUGGUGGAGGAAGUCGAGUUGUCGCUUCCGCAAACGAAUGCUGGAGACCUGUCCGCACCAGAGGACUCGGAAGAAUUGAGCGAAGGGUCGGAAGCCCCCGGAGAUUUCGCCAGUGGCUCAGACAUCGAAGAAGGCUCUGAAGAAGAGGAAGACGAGGACAUGUUGGACGGUAACAUGAUAGACGGCGAGGGGAUUUCCGAGGAUGACGAGGCUGAAGAAGCUGAGGAGGUGAUCGAAGGCGCAGAGGACGGCAUCUAUGAUGAUGAGUCGGAGGUUUCAGGUGACGAUGAGGAAGCACAAGAGUACCGUCCGGAUCCGCACGGCCUCAACGAUGGCUUUUUCUCUAUCGAUGACUUCAACAAGACGUCCGAGUUUCUGGAGCAGCAAGAUGCGCGCGGAGAACCUGUAGAUGACGACGACGAGGAGAUCGAUUAUGACGCAGAUCCCUUUUCAUUAGGGAAAAGUGGGAGAAAGAGGGGUGCAAAAACCGAAUCAGACGUGGAAUCAGAUGAGGGUGGGCCGACAUUCGGCAAUGUGGAUCUGAACGCUCCAGAAGGCGAGAGCGAUGACGAUGAAGCCCUUGAAGAGGGCGACAUGGACGGCCUAGGUGAUAUGGCCAAUGCGAACAACAUCAUGUAUGCCGACUUUUUCGCUCCUCCGGCAAAGAAGGCUGGCAAGAACAAGAAGAAGCGCGGGCGGCCUCAUCCACACAAUUUUCCGGAGAAGAAAGAGGAGGAGUUGGCCGGCGCCGAAGAUGAGAUGGAGAGGACGAUGAAUGCUGUCCACCGCGACUUGUUCGAGGAUGAUGAUGACGCGGAAUCAGAGGGCGAGCUCACUGACCUUGACCCUGCCGAUCCGAAAUCACGGCGAUCAGCGUAUGAGCGGAAACAAGCCAAGCUUGCAGAAGAGAUCAGGAAGCUAGAGGCUGCAAAUGUUGCAAAGCGGCAAUGGCAGCUCUCUGGCGAAGCUCGCGCCGCCGACCGUCCCAUGAACUCGCUGCUUGAGGAGGACUUGGACUUCGAACGCGCAGGAAAGCCCGUACCUGUCAUCACAGCGGAAGUCAGCGAAGACAUUGAAGCAUUGAUCAAACGACGUAUUCUCGCAGGCCAAUUUGAUGAGGUACUUCGCAGACGCCCAGACGAUCUGGCAACGGGGCAGACGCGCCGCGGACGAUUUGAGCUUGACGACACGAAGUCGGGCAAGGGCCUCGCUGAAAUCUACGAAGAGGAACACCUGCGCGAGACGGACCCCAACUAUGUGGAUGCUCGGGACGAGAAACUCAAGAAGGAGCAUGCCGAGAUCGAAGCUCUAUGGAAGAGCAUACGCGGGAAGUUGGAUUCCCUUAGCUCCUGGCACUAUAGGCCCAAGCCGGUUGUACCGAACCUCGAGAUCAGGGUUGAUGCUCCAGCGAUUGAAAUGGAAGACGCCAGACCUACAGCGGGCGGAGAGGUUGCUGGUGCAAGCAUGCUUGCGCCGCAGGAACUCUACAAACCGGGCGAUGAGAAGGACAAGGCGGAGAUUGUUACCAAGGGCGGGCUACCAAUCGCCCGGGAAGAGUUGACACGGGAGCAGAAGUUGCGGCGGAGAAGGAGAGAAAAGGCCAAAAUCAAGAAGGCCAAUGCCAAUGCGCCGAUCAAGGAGACUGCUGCAGAGAGGAAGACAAAGGAGAAAAAGCAGUUGCUUGGCGAUCUGAAGAGGGGCGGUGUGCAAGUCAUCGGGAAGAAGGGCCAGAUCACGGAUGUGGAAGGGAAGCAAGUGAAGGAGGGCGCGAGGGCUGGCGCUGGAAAUUUCAAGUUAUAGACGAUGUUGUAUGCAUAGUAGCGCUGGAUUCAAUACGUCUAUAAGUCGUGAGAUCCUUUAGCAAUCAUGCUCCCAUUAUGCUCGUCGUCAAUCAUAUCCCGUGACCUGCAAGCAUGACUCGAUACCAAAACAUUCGAAUGGCAAUUCUUAUUAGCCCGGCGCGUCUCCUUGCUCACCUCUUCGUUAUCCGGUAG